GCCGCGCCGCCGCUCUUCCCGUCUGGCUCGGCCCCCGCCGCGGGAAGUGGGAGCCGGGGCCGCGCCGCCGGAGCCAUGGACGGUCCCGCGGCCCCGCUGCGCUGCCGGCUGCUCCUCGCCGUCUGCUGGGCGGCCGCCGCGGGGACGGCGGCAGGAGCAAAAGUUCUUCCACCUCCAUCCAACCUGGACUACUCAUUUAUCCAAAUCUGCACCCUGAACUGGACAUGGAACCCCCCAGAGAACGUCAGCAGUAGCUGUGACCUAGAGUAUUCCAGUGACAUUGUGAUUGAUGAGGUCCUUCAGCACAAAAGAGAAUGGAGUAAGAGUCGCUUCCGUGUGACAGAUACGUCCUUGAAUGAGGAAAUGCGUUUCAAAGUGAGAAGUGAGUGCAAGUACGGUAAUGUCAGCGAGCCCAGCCGGUGGGUGGAGACCUCCCUUCUGCCCAAAGGUAUUCCAGGCACUGCUGCUGUUGACUUGAGCUGCAUUUGGCACAAUUUGGAGUACAUGGUUUGUACAUGGCGCCCUGGGGAGAACACAAGCAGUGAUACCAAUUAUACAUUGUUCUACUGGUUUGAUGGUUUGAAAAACCAUAAGAAGUGCAGUAACUAUUCUAUGCAUCAAGGAAUCUCUGGAUGCACUUUCAAUCUUAGCUUCCCAAAAGUCACCAGCACUUAUCCAGCUAUAAGUAUUUUGAUUAGAGAUGAUUCUGAAGAAAUUAGGCCUGUGUGUGCAAGUAAAAAUCCUACCACCCUUGUAAAACCUGCUACACCGAGACAAGUUAUGCUGUCAAAGAUUAAUGAUGAAAUAUAUCUAGAAUGGAGUGAAUCAGACACCUUCCCAGAAAAUUGUUUAUUUUAUGAAGUUGAAUAUCGCAAUGGAGAUUUGGACACGGCUCAGAUAAUUAAAGUUGAAAAUAAUUAUAUGUCAAUGCCUAGCGUUGAUCAUAGCAGCAAGUACAUCUUCAAAGUGAGAGCAAAACCAAAGCCUGAGUGUUACAGCAGCAAGCUCUACAGUGACUGGAGUGAAGAAAAGAGUGUUGGUGAGAAGGUGGACUCUACAUUCCAUUUUGUUUUAAUAGUCACCAUUCCAUUAAUAGUAGCAGUAUCUAUGAUAAUUCUGCUUGUUUAUCUAAAAAGGCUGAAGAUAUUAAUUCUCCCACCAAUUCCGGACCCUAGAGAAAUUCUUAAGCGCAUGUUUGGAGAGCAGAACGAGGAUUCCCAGAGAUGUGCAAAGGAUGAUCAGGUGCAUGCUUACAACAGGUUAAUCAAGGAAGAAGAAAUUCAUUCUUUAAUCUUAACAGAAACUCCAGUGUGUGCUAAUUCUGAAAACGAAAACUGAUAAGCUCUGCUUUAUCAGUGAAAGAUGAGGAAACUUUCAUUCUUGCUCCCAUACCUCGGGUGACAAUGUACAUGUGAAGGGACCUGCAAGACGUUGACCAGCUUUCAGCUUACCAGGUUCCCUCUGAGCCUUACUUCUCUGACGUUCAGAAGACACAUUGCGAACAGUGCCCAUUCCUCCGUCUCUGCUAGAAUACUUGUCUUGGAUCAUUCAAGAUGAGCAUGUACAUAAAUUUCAUGUGACUGCAUUGCAGCAUCUCACAUUUUGGCUCCAGCCAGCUCUGCCUUAUUACUUGUCAUUUGCACUCGUGUUUGUGCCUCAUGUUAGACUGUAAAUGAGUUUUUUGGAGCAAGCACUGUGACUUCUCUGAAGUAUUUGGUUCUGUUUUGCAGCCGGUGGGAUGAGGCUCGUUUACAGUAGGUGGCUCAUUAGUGCUACUGUGCUGAGCUGCUGCUGGUAGGAUGCCAGCACACGGACCGUGUGUGGAUAGCCUGUUUCAUGUGAUCAAGGGCAAGGCGCUUUCCAGAGGGCAUUUAUGGACUGACCUUCUUACACUUCUGGUUGAUGUGUGCCACUGUGGCCUGGUCAAACCCCAUAGAAGAGAGCUGUUUUUUCUUUUAAAAUGUGUAUGGAAAGCCACUCCAGGUUCCUGUUAGCAUUCAGACUAUUCAUAGAAAAGACCUGGUUUUUUAACCUUCCAAGUGCCUGUCCUCGGAUGCCUUGCCUUUAUGGACUUCUUGAGUUAAUUAUACUUUGUUUAAGAUGAUAAAUAGAAUUUUUUACUUGUGUUACGUAGUGGCAAGUAACUGUAUUGAGUCUUACCACACUGAUUCUGCUUUGGCCAUAUUGGCCUGACAACACCCAGUUUUUGGAAGUUAAGUCAUCUUGAGUCUGUCCAGCAAAAUUACCAGGUUGGAUGUGUGACUCUGAGGAGCUGUGGUCAAAUUGAUUAGCAGGUGCUAAACCACUGAAACCAAGUUAAUUCAAAGGCUUCAAGACCCAUCCUUACUGCUAAGCUGAUGGAUUUGAAGGAAGAAGGGGUGACAACCUUGACCUUCUUCCAAAGGGAUAAGCCUUAUUCUUUCUGUGGUGAUGAGGUUGUGAUUUGAGCUUCCCCUCUAGGAGCUUAGCAAUUUAAAACAAGGUACUGAUUUGACUUCU
Molecule: messenger RNA, 2499 nt
Organism: Falco peregrinus (peregrine falcon)
Lineage: Eukaryota; Metazoa; Chordata; Aves; Falconiformes; Falconidae
Gene: IL13RA1
Product: interleukin 13 receptor subunit alpha 1
Exons: 10
Coding region: 76-1338 (420 amino acids)
Biological process (GO): cytokine-mediated signaling pathway
Cellular component (GO): external side of plasma membrane; membrane
Molecular function (GO): cytokine receptor activity; protein binding
Source: RefSeq, a predicted model, not a curated record